Molecule: messenger RNA, 1708 nt
Organism: Myxocyprinus asiaticus (Chinese sucker)
Lineage: Eukaryota; Metazoa; Chordata; Actinopteri; Cypriniformes; Catostomidae
Product: tubulin alpha-1B chain
Exons: 4
Coding region: 135-1490 (451 amino acids)
Biological process (GO): mitotic cell cycle; microtubule cytoskeleton organization
Cellular component (GO): cytoplasm; microtubule
Molecular function (GO): GTP binding; structural constituent of cytoskeleton
Source: RefSeq, a predicted model, not a curated record
AAUAACUCCAGCCCCUCCCCUCAUCCUCAACUGCCAGCCUCAAUAUUGGACAGUAUACUCACAGUAUACUCCAAACAAUACAGAAUUUUUCUGUCGUUUGAUAUUCGCCGCAUCGCUUCAUCCCAUCCAGAACAAUGCGUGAGUGUAUCUCAAUCCACGUUGGUCAGGCUGGUGUCCAGAUUGGCAAUGCCUGUUGGGAGCUGUAUUGUCUUGAGCAUGGUAUUCAGCCUGAUGGGCAGAUGCCCAGUGACAAGACCAUUGGUGGAGGUGAUGAUUCCUUCAACACCUUCUUCAGUGAGACUGGAGCUGGAAAGCACGUCCCUAGAGCUGUGUUUGUAGACCUGGAGCCCACUGUCAUUGAUGAGGUGCGCACUGGGACUUACCGGCAGCUAUUCCACCCAGAGCAGCUUAUUACAGGAAAGGAGGAUGCUGCCAAUAACUAUGCCCGUGGUCACUACACUAUUGGCAAAGAAAUCAUUGAUCUGGUUCUGGACAGGAUUCGUAAGUUGGCUGAUCAGUGCACAGGCCUCCAGGGUUUCUUGGUCUUCCACAGCUUUGGUGGUGGAACGGGCUCUGGCUUUACCUCUCUGCUGAUGGAGCGCCUGUCUGUCGACUAUGGCAAGAAGUCCAAGCUGGAGUUCUCCAUCUACCCCGCUCCUCAGGUCUCCACCGCUGUGGUAGAGCCCUACAACUCCAUCUUGACCACCCACACCACCCUAGAGCACUCUGACUGUGCCUUCAUGGUAGACAAUGAGGCCAUUUAUGAUAUUUGUCGUAGGAACCUCGAUAUUGAGCGUCCUACUUACACCAACCUCAACAGGCUCAUUAGUCAGAUUGUGUCCUCCAUCACAGCCUCCCUCAGGUUUGAUGGUGCCCUCAAUGUCGAUCUUACUGAGUUCCAGACCAACUUGGUGCCCUAUCCUCGUAUCCACUUCCCUCUUGCUACCUACGCCCCAGUGAUCUCAGCAGAGAAGGCUUACCAUGAGCAGCUUUCUGUGGCUGAAAUCACUAAUGCUUGCUUUGAGCCAGCCAAUCAGAUGGUGAAAUGUGACCCACGCCACGGCAAGUACAUGGCUUGCUGCCUACUGUACCGUGGUGACGUAGUGCCCAAAGAUGUUAACGCUGCAAUUGCCACCAUCAAGACCAAGCGCACCAUCCAGUUUGUGGACUGGUGCCCCACUGGUUUCAAAGUUGGCAUCAACUACCAGCCCCCCACUGUGGUUCCAGGUGGAGAUCUGGCUAAGGUGCAGAGGGCUGUGUGCAUGCUGAGCAACACUACAGCUAUUGCUGAGGCCUGGGCACGUCUUGAUCAUAAGUUUGAUCUUAUGUAUGCCAAGCGUGCAUUUGUGCACUGGUAUGUGGGUGAGGGUAUGGAGGAGGGUGAGUUCUCAGAGGCCAGAGAGGACAUGGCCGCCCUGGAGAAAGAUUAUGAGGAAGUUGGAGUUGACUCCAUCGAGGGUGAAGGAGAGGAGGAGGGUGAGGAAUAUUAAUAUGCUCACUAAAUGUCUAAAACUGAAAACAGUAGACCGUUAAUUUACACACGAUAUACAUGAGGUAUCAAGUGUAAAGUCUACUCCUAAAUGUUAGAGACACAUUCUUGAUCAGUUGUUGUUGCAUUGUGAUGGCCAGUAUGAAUAUUAUAUGUGGAAUUUCCUUGCCAAAUUUGGAAAUGUGACUGAAUAAAUGGAUGGUGGUGUUCAAAAAUGAA